Messenger RNA from Hibiscus syriacus, 1107 nucleotides. RefSeq names its product zinc finger BED domain-containing protein RICESLEEPER 1-like. Bases 1 to 1107 code for a protein of 368 amino acids. The record is from RefSeq and is a predicted model, not a curated record. The transcript has 2 exons. Gene Ontology annotation, molecular function: DNA binding; protein dimerization activity. NCBI's taxonomy places the organism in Eukaryota, Viridiplantae, Streptophyta, Magnoliopsida, Malvales, Malvaceae.
AUGCAAAGGUUUAAGUUGUGUGUUGAGCAAGAAAAAAUUGAGAGCAAGGGUUUAGUUUGCUUGGAUGUUGAAACUAGAUGGAAUUCAACAUUUUUAAUGUUAGAUACUGUCGUGAAAUUCGAAACAGCUUUUGACAGGUUGGGAGAGCAAGAUUUUAAAUAUAGAGAUGAGCUUUCAAGUUCAAAAAUGAAGGGUCUACCUACCGACUUAGAUUGGGAGCAUGCUCGUGCUUUAUUGCCAUUUUUAAGAGCCUUUUAUGAUGCUACAUUGAAGCUGUCCGGUUCUUCAUAUGUCACUAGCAAUUAUUAUUUUCAUGUUGUGUUUGGCAUUGGAAUGAGAAUUAAUGAUAAGCUAAAUGAUUCAAACUCAAGCAUAAAACUUAUGGCUUCAAAUAUGAGGGAAAAAUAUCACAAGUAUUGGGGGAAUGUGAAAAAUCUUAAUCCAUUCUUAUUCAUUUCUAUGAUUUUAGAUCCUAGACAUAAGAUGGAUUAUGUAAUCUUUGUGAUUGAAGAAGUUUACGAUGCUAAAAAAUCUGAGCAGUUGAGUGAAAUUGUAAAACAAACUUUAAGUGAGUUGUUUGAUCAUUAUAGUUUGUUAAGUGGUAAAUCCCAAGAGGAACCAAAUGUUGCUUCUCAAUCUAAUGUCUCUAGGGUUGAAAAUGAUGAGAUGUUUGAUUUGUUUGUUUAUUCCAAGACCAAGUACAAAAGGAAGAGGGCUGAAAGUGUGUUUAGUGAAGGUAAAUCUGAACUUGAAAGGUAUUUGGAGGACAAAGUAGAACCUGAUGUUAAGAAAUUUGAUUUGCUUGAUUGGUGGAAGAACAAAAGUCAGACCUAUCCCAUAAUUUCUGUAAUGGCUCGAGAUAUAUUUGCAAUUCCUGUAUCUACAGUGGCUUCAAAAUCUGCUUUCAGCACUGGAGGUCGUGUUCUUGACUCAUUUCGGAGUUCUUUAACUCCAAAAAUUGUUGAGUGUCUCAUUUGUGCACAAAAUUGGCUGAGAGCAUCACCUGUAACAAUCCAAAAAGAGGAACAAAUUGAAGAAAUGGAGAACAUUGAGAGUGGUUUCGAUGAUUUAAGGCUAAAUGAAACAAUGAUGACCAUUGAUGAUUGA